CAAAAUAAAUUCAAAAUUCACGCUUAAAAUUUCCUAUUCCUGUUCCCAGUUCCCAGCAACAGGAAAGUCGGGACGUUAUUUAUUUUUUACUCUUUAUUUAAUUUGCAUUCAACCAUCACAAAAUGUCAAGUAAACGCCCCGAAAAGAUAUGGGGCCUUGUGUACAACAUGAUGAAAUCGGUGAACAACGACGUCCCAACUAUUCUAAAGACGCUGGACCAAGUUCUAUCCCAGAAACCCACGAUCGACAUGCGUUUCGACCAUGACAGUAUCAUUCCACGUUCGUUUGUGAUUUGGCUAUUCAAUCAACUCCUGACUUUUACCGGCAGACCGCUUGGCAACAGAGUUCUCAAACAGAAUGUGCAAUUGCAGAAGAAAUUGCUCACCUUUUGCUGUGUCCAUAUGCCAACACUCUUCGAAGCCCUUCUCAAGGAAUACAGACGGACUUUGAGUGAAUUCAUCGAAGUUUGCUACAACUCCAGCCACAAAUCAGACGCAGAACCCAGAGUGGUGGGAACAUUCAUUUCGGAAGACGAUCAGUUUUUCAAAGAAAUUGACAGCAAGUUCGUGUUUCAGAAAAUCAGCCUGGAUCCAGACAUGGUCGACCUCACAUUGCAGUGCAUAGUUGAGGUUCUCGCUCAUGCCAUGAGCAUCUCCUUCAAUGUACAUCAGAACCUCUUCCAGGAGAUUCUUAAAACCGUUCUUGAACUGUUCCUACCAUCCGACACCUACACCAAACUUGAAUGUCUCGAAUUUGGUGUGAAAUUCUUCGGGAAUCUCUUCGAGCUGGAUCCUAAUCUGACCAUAGAUUAUGGAAUUCUCUUCGAAUAUUGUCAGUUGGUGUGGGAGAACCUCCCGAAUUGGAUAGGGUUCGGGUUCAUGGACGAGUAUGGUCUGACACAGGCGAUAAGAACUUCAAUUAAACUGUUCAAGUGUGACUAUAGAACCUAUCUAACCGACAAGGUCGAUGCCGAUAUUUUGGAGAGCCUUUCCAAGUCGUGUGAGGCAAUUCUCCGGACAAUCAUCAAGGACCAAGACCGCCUGGGCAACCGCAUCGAACUGAAGUCCAAAAUUAUUGAAUUCAUGUUGGAGCUCCAUCAGAGAACCGGUUGUCUACUGCCUCAUCAAAGCUUUAUCCAUUUAAUCCAAGCAGAGCACCAAAUGGGAAAACUAUUCGGAGCCAUUCAGCCGAGCUCAACUGCAUCAUCUGUCCUGACCAAAGCACUAAAGGGUGGCAAAAGUGGUCACCUGAUUGUAAAAAACAUUCUUGACACAAUUAUUGACAUGGAGCACAAGUCGAUCAAUGAGAAACAGUCUAAGGCCCACUUGGCCAGUCAAAACCUGAAAGAUCUCCAACAGAAGCGCGUUAGCAGUGAUAUUGUCUUCAGCUGCGACAAUUUACAGCCAUCAAUCGAGGAAUUCCUUCGAAUAAUGGGCACCACAACCCUUAGCUCGACGGAGUUUUGUGAUUACGUCCAAAUUUGUGGGCUAUUCCUGCAAUCGGCGAGUUCCAUAGCCAUCAUCUCCUCAGACCUACAGAUAGCGCUGAUCGAUGUGAUCCUCUUCUACCUACGCCAUCAUUCGAAAAUAAAGCAAAAACUGCAUUUGGAGAUCCCAGGGAUAAGUCGCAUCGAGGAUAAGCCAAUUUCGUUCUCCCUGGACGCUCUGGCGAGUGUGUCACACCAGAACCUCGCUGAGAAGGCUGCCAGCUACUUCCAUAAGUCUGUGAAAGAAUUCAUCUGCACGAUGUACCCAGUGUGUCAGAGUGAGCCGAUAAAGGCCCAGUUAAAUGACAGACUUCUAGACUUCAUAGCCAAUUCAGUGAUAUCAAUCAAGCUGAUUGUCUGCCACAUGCUUCCUGCAAUUGUCAAGGGCCAAAUGAACUCUCAGAUUCUGGCCAAAAUCAAAUGCAUUUGUUGCUCGGCUCUGGGAAGCGUAUACAUCUUUAAAACUCGUUCGAAUAGCCAGAAACUCGAGUACAAAUUUCUUUGUGUGGAUUGUGAAAAGCCAAGCAAUGAAGACUUCACCGACUACUUCCAGAACAAGUCUGCUGUGCUGAUGCAGCAUCUGCCAGUUGGGAAUUCCUUCGAGGAGACGCAGCUUAAUUUUGUCAUAAAUUCGAUUGGAGGCCAAACUCUGUUCACCAAUAAAAGUGGAAUUUUCGCCAUAAAUCACUUUUCAACAUCCAAACUGGAACAUCAAGUUCUCUCCAAUCCACACCUUGAACCGGAGAUAGUUAAAGCCCUGUUGAUGAGGACAUCCUCGAAUAAAGAAUUCCCAUUGCUUGAGAAAGUGAGUGUUCUUGUGCUGCGCAAAGUUUACGACUCGCUCGAGAGAGGAGAUGAGGAGCAGUUGAAAGUUCUGCAUUUGAUUUCGGUUCUGGCUAACAUAGAAGGGAUUCCCGAAAUUUGGUUGUUUCAUUUCUUCAAGAUGACAUUUUUCUAUAUGAUUUGUUGUGAAACAGGAGUAAGCAAUGAAGCGGCCAAAUGUGCAACAGAAAUGUGCGCUAAUUAUGGAGUGGAGCCAAUGCAAUUGUGGCUAUGGUAUAAGAGGGAAUGCCUCAGUCUGGUUGUGGAUUUGGUCACACAUAUUUACUUGAAGAAAGGACAGGGUCCGGUCAGGACUUUGAAUGCGUUGGUAACGAUGCUUGGCUUUCUGUGCAGUCAGGAAUUCAUCUGCAAGUACUAUAAGAUCCUCACAGCCAUGAUUUUGCCCUAUUGCGUGAAGGAAGACCGAUGUAAGGGUCUCUUGGUUCAAAUCUCCCAGGCCACAGAUAAUUCCAUAUCCCACAUUCUGACGGCUUCAUUCUUAAACAUCUACUCACAUAUUUAUCUAAACGAGAGUCCUGAAAUUGGAAACAAAUGCAUUGACUUGUUGGUAAGAUGCACUGGCUCAUCGCUUUCAAGUCUGAUGCACACGGACGUGAGGCAAACUGUAUCCGAGUUUUUAAUCUUCUACAAUCGAAAGCCAGAAUUUGUGAUGCAAGCAUUUAGUUGUCUGCUUUUGAAUAAAUCCUCUCGUGAAUCCCAAAGGAGUGAGAGACGAACCCAAACUGCCACAACCGAGGAAUUCGCUGUCUUCAUAGCCGAAAGGUUCCUCGGAGUGAUCACAUACUUCGAAACAUGCCUAAGUGAUCCGAAUUUCGAGAAAUCCCUGAAAGAAGAUGUUCUCUAUAGUUUGGGACAGAUUAUUCGUCUGGUCGGAGCUGGCCACGUCACUCAAUCACGCUACAAAAUUAUUGCGAUGCUAACAUCGGUUAUUUCGCUAGACGAUAAGAACCUCAAAGCAAUCGGUUUGAAAAUAUGGAAUACAUUUCUGCACAUUGUCGACAUCCAAGCCCUGGGUCCAUCGUUGAGCAGGAUUGUGGUGUCGCUGCAACCACUGCUGAAGACUAACGAAAAAGAAGUUGAUACGAUUUACAAGUAUUUGAUUCUUGAGAAUGGAAAUCUGCUCGGAACUUAUAUGCCUGAUUUGUACUUUAUCGAAGACAUGGAGGUGUCGAUGGAGUUGAAAAGUUUUGUUAGACGGCAGACGGAGGCGCUCUUCCGAUCGGGAAAGUUCGAAGACUUGCUUAAGUUCUACAUUAAACAAAUCAACAAUGAGAACCUGCAAGUGCGCAUAAGGGCGUUGAAGUAUCUGAAGGAGUUCUUUAUCAAGCACAGAGCGGAUUUGAACACUUUUAUUGUGGGUCAAACCGAAUUGAAUCCCCUCAUCGAAUCGGUGGCAGAGAAUCUAAUGAAUGGUUGCAAACACGUUGAUCGCACCCUGCAGCUUAUCUCUGGGAAAUGUCUCGGCGAACUGGGCGCCAUCGAUCCGAGUUACAUGUCUCCAAAUUAUGCUAAAGAACAGAAACGCUUCUCACUCAGCAUUCACACGGAUGCCUUUGCCAUUACAGCCCUCACCGAGCUGUGUCGAGCUUAUCAGAAGAACAUCAAGUACGUGGAUAACAUGUCUGUGGCAAUUCAAGAAAUCCUCGCCAUACAGGGAGUGAAUCCUAAGGACAACAAGAAGAUGAACGUAUGGGAGGCGAUCCCCGUCCGGAUGCGCCACAUCAUGGAACCCUUGUUGAGUUCUUGCUACACCGUAGCACAAAAAGGCUACAAGAUCAAGGCUCAUCCGGUGUUUGGGAGCAGUUUCUGUCGCACCUACGAGGAUUGGGCAUUCUGGUGGUCGUGGAAAGUGAUCGAGUUCGUGCGUGAUGCUGACACCAAAAAGCUCCUAUGCUCGUUCACCCCGAGCAUUCGAAAGGACAACAACAUGCUGGAGCUCUUUCUGCCCUAUAUUCUGCUGCAUUCUCUGCAGGAAUGCACCGAAGAGGAAAUGCAGUUGGUUUAUGAGGAAUUUCAAGCUGUUAUCCAGCAAGCUGUCAAUGGGGGAUCGAACGCAGCUAACAGAGCUGCCAUCGACACCACGCUCUCGAAGGAAAUCGGUCCAUCACAAGCACUUCGAACGGCAACCCAACUGCCAAAAGAUAUCCACUCGCAGAACGUAGACGACGCUUGUGCGAAGAUCUGCUUUGAACAGAUUGACUUCCUCUACCGCUGGACCAGGGAAUGGUCACGAGUGAGUUCUACAACGGGGGAGGCUUCCAACACCCAAAAGGAAUACGGAAUGAUACAAAAGUUGCUUGGCAAAAUUGACAAAAGUCAACUGGCAAAGGCCAAUUUCAACUGCGGGGAGUAUGCGAGGGCAUUGCUGUUUCUCGAGCUGUACAUAGAGGACCAGAAGGCCACUCGUUUGCAGGAGAAUCUGUCGUUCCUCAUUGAAAUCUAUGCCGAACUGCUGGACCCUGACUCGGUGGAGGGUGCAAUGCACAUGAAGAAGACGAGUCUCACCCUGCCGGAGCAAAUAUUGGUCAACAAUAUCAUCGAUCGUCCUCAGGAGAACAUAGCGUGCUACGAGCAAAUCAUGAUUCGCCCCGAACAAGUCCAACAGGAACAUGUCCUUGGGAUCAUCAACAGCUAUCUGCGGCUGGAUCUCCCGGAAACCGUGUUGAACAUCACCAGCGGACUUUGGGAGAAGCUCUCCGAGCGCUAUACCGAUGACUUCUUUAAGGAAUGUCAAUUUGAACCAUUGCUGCGCCUUGGGUGUUAUGACGACAUCGAGAGGAUGCUGGAGGACCCGGUGAUUAGCAAGAACCCAAUGAUGUGGAAUGUUCAGAGUGCCAAGGCCAUCAGACUGUUCCGAAAUAAAGAGAUCCAGUUGAGUGGUUUUGAGGCCGAAAUGGAUGAGAUUCGUUUGAACAUCCUGAGCACUUUGAAGACUAUCGGUGCUGAGCACUACUCCUACCACAAGGCAUACACAGAGAUCCUCAAGCUGCAGCUCCUCACGGACAUUGAGAAGAACAAGUCGCUGGUGCAGUUCGUUGUUAGUGAAACGGAUGAGGCCAAAUGUAUCGCAGCUGUGAACGAGUUCUUCUCGGACUGGAAUGCACGAUUGUGUUUCCUUCAGCCGACCGUACGAAUUCUUGAACCUCUUCUCUGUCUGCGACGUAAUCUCCUCAGUGAAACCAAAAAUCUGUUGAACACUAUGAAGGGUGACGUUUCCGUUGGCCUCAACAAAUGCAUCGAUGAGGAAAUGGGCAGACUGUGGAUCAGGAGUAUCCAGAUGAACCGUGAAUCUGGAGGCCUUCAGCAGGCCAAUCUGUCCAUCAUGAAGGCAGAAGAGUACGCCCCCGAGGCAUUGUUCAUCGAAAAGGCAAAGCUCCUCUGGCAGAGUGGUGAUCAGACGAAGUCCCUUAAACUCAUCUCUGAGAAGAUCAGAGAAAUCGAAUCCAACGGAAAUAUACCCACCCAAGAUAAGUCCCAACGCCUGCUGUAUUCCGAGGCCAAGUUCCUGCAGGCCACCUAUAGCGCUGAGUCGAUGAAAAUCUGUGCCGAACAGAAUCUCUACUACUUCAAGCAAGCUAUUGCUGGAAAUAAGAGCUCCGAGAAGUGCCUGGUCCACAUGGCGCAGUACUUGGAGAAGAUGUACGCUGCUAAAUCGGAUGCGGAACAGAACUCAGAGUCUGGAAAGACCAUGUUAUUUGAUAUUAUGGGCUACUAUGCGAGGGCCAUGAAGGCCGGCAACGAGAGCAUGUACCAGUCCAUGCCACGUCUGCUGAGUAUUUGGUUCGAUUUUACCUCGCAGGUUGGAGAAAACGAUGUUCCCAAUAUGUCGAUUCAGCAAACCUGCGCCAAAAUGACCGAAUUGGUCAGCAAAUGCUGUGAAAUUCUUCCCACGUACAUUUUCUACUCGGCGUUCUCACAGAUACUUAGUCGCAUCUGUCAUCCAUCGCUGGCAGUUUUUGAAGUUCUCAAGACGAUUAUUAUUCUCCUGCUGGAGAAAUAUCCCCACCAAUCUCUCUGGACGCUGCUGCCAGUGCUUAAGUCAUCCUACACCAUGCGAGCCAAACGCUGUCGUUUGAUUUUGAGUGACAAACGCCUCUCCAAACGGGAGACUAUCAAAUAUGUCGACGACUUUAACUCUCUGUCGGAGAAGCUCAUCCAGUUGACCACGAAAGAUACUGUGGGCCUGGCUCAAAGCGACCUGAAUGUCCGAACUCUAGUUCCGAAGCUUCCAAAGCUCUUUGAAGAUCCAGGCUUCUCGGAGAUUCUUUUGCCCUUCGACAAGUACAUGCAGGUGACACUCCUCAGUGCUAACCGAUCUGGCCAAGUGGAUGACUCUGCUGCUUCUUCUGUCAACGCAACUCCGGUCAAUCCCUUCCCCAACAAGCAGAUAUAUAUUUGUGGAAUUAAGGAGGAUGUCGUGGUACUACGAUCUCAGGCCCUGCCAAAGAAGAUAGUCUUUUUGUGCAGUGAUGGUAAGGAGUACACGGCUAUGCUUAAGCCCAAAGACGAUCUGAGACUUGACUAUCGCUUGAUGGAGUUCAAUGCUUUGCUGAAGAGAUAUCUCCGAUUGGAUCCUCAAGCUCGCCAGCGUCGCCUCCACAUUCGAACCUAUGCUGCGAUCCCAUUCAACGAAGAUUGUGGUCUGAUAGAAUGGUUGCCAAAUUUGACAGCCUUGAGAGUCAUCCUAAUGGGCAUAUACAGAUCCCGGAAACUUGGUGUUGCUGACAAGGAACUGCGAUCGUUUGUCCUGCCCAAGGAGGAAAAACUCGAGAAGAAGAAACAGGUAUUCAAUAUUCUUUUGUCACGCCAUCCGCCCGUGUUCCACGAGUGGUUCAUCUACCAGUUCUCCACACCACACAACUGGUACCAAGCUCGCAGUUCCUAUAUCAAGACCAUAGCUGUUAUGUCGAUGGUUGGCUAUAUUCUUGGAUUGGGAGAUCGGCAUGGGGAGAAUAUCCUGUUCGACGAGACAAAUGGUGAAUCAGUCCAUGUAGACUUCAACUGCCUAUUUAACAAAGGCGAAAGCUUUAACAUUCCAGAAAGAGUUCCGUUUAGAUUGACCCAGAAUAUGGUGCACGCCAUGGGUCCCCUCGGUAUUGAGGGUCUCUUCAGGAAAUGCUGUGAAAUUACCCUAACAGUUCUCCAGAAACAAAAGAAAACACUUAUGUCCGUGCUGAAACCUUUUGUAUACGAUUUGAGUAGACUUGGAAAGAAAACUGGGAAUAAUAUCGAGAAAACAGAUCCUCAAGCUAUGGAAAAUGUCAGUCGCAUUGAGGAGAGGCUUCAUGGUUAUGUUCAGAGACGAGGAGCAAAUCGUAUGCCAUUGUCAACAGAGGGACAAGUUGAGUUUCUCAUCAACGAAGCUACUGACAUUAAUAACCUAGCAACGAUGUACGCUGGUUGGGGUCCAUAUUUGUAAGGGCUUAGAGCUUUUAUAAAAUCUGUAAAUAACAAUUUUUGUAGAUGUAAGAUUUAUUCACUAAAAUGUAUCAUAAAUUAUUUAAUUUCUGUUCUUUUGUUCUGUGUUAAUUAUUUAAUCCAUUUUGAAAUUAAAAAGUAUUUUUAUACUCGUAAUAAACAUUCAAAUAUUA
Molecule: messenger RNA, 7920 nt
Organism: Eupeodes corollae
Lineage: Eukaryota; Metazoa; Arthropoda; Insecta; Diptera; Syrphidae
Gene: mei-41
Product: serine/threonine-protein kinase ATR
Exons: 7
Coding region: 123-7748 (2541 amino acids)
Biological process (GO): DNA damage checkpoint signaling; protein phosphorylation; telomere maintenance
Cellular component (GO): nucleus
Molecular function (GO): protein serine/threonine kinase activity; protein binding
Source: RefSeq, a predicted model, not a curated record